AUGGGUUAAUCAUGUUAUCAUAAUUCUACAACACCAGAAUCUGAUGUUAAAUUAAAUAACAAUGUUCCUGAAUAGUAUUCACAUAGAAAUCAAUCUGAUACAUUAGCAAUUAAUUAAUAAUCAUAUCAGACAAGAAUAAAUGAAUUAGAAAAUAAUGUUUAAAUUUCUUUAGAAACAAUGAAUAAAUUAAAUACAACCAUUUAAAAUGUAUUAUUGUUAUUAUUAAUAAUAGUUAGUAGUCUAAGUUGAAGAAUUAAAUAAAUAAUUAGAUCAGAAAUAGUAAUUACAAUAAAAUGAGACUUAAGAAUAAAAAUGA
Messenger RNA from Paramecium pentaurelia, 316 nucleotides. Lineage: Eukaryota; Ciliophora; Oligohymenophorea; Peniculida; Parameciidae. The record is from the annotation of a GenBank genome assembly.